AUGACACUGGCAUGUACGCUGUUAACAUCUGAACAAGAUUUAUCGAAUAUAAAGGAACAUGUAGACAUAUCAACGUUGAACCAAGAUUUUUUACUGGAAAUAUUGUCGACGUUUCUUUUGCGACUAACGCGUCUAAACGACAAACGACAGGAGGGAAAAGAACCUAAUGAAAUUCCAUAUUCAGCGACAAGUUUAAAUAACCCGAGCUUGGUGUUUUCAGCGAAAAAUAUUCCGUCGAUUUCGAUAUACUCGUAUUUGCAUCGCAUUCUAAAAUAUUGCCCAGCAACAAAUGAUGUAUUUUUGAGCCUUGUAAUAUAUCUUGACCGUGUUGUACGGAAUUUUAAUUUUUCUUUUUUGAUUAAUAGUUACAAUAUUCAUCGCUUUCUAAUCGCUGGGUUCACUGCUGGCAGCAAAUUUUUUAGCGACAUCUUUUACACCAAUAUCCGAUACUCCAAAGUCGGUGGGAUUCCCGUGCAGGAAUUAAACCAUCUGGAACUGAAUUUUUUUCUGUUUAACGAGUUUAAUUUGUUUAUUACUCUUGAAGACUUACAGUCUUAUGCAGAUUUAUUGGUCUCUUGGCACUCUCAUCGUACGUCUCCCUCUCCAGUCCCCUCCUUGACGCCUACCGCAAGCCAACCCGUGUACCCUGUUUCAUCUACCUUCCAUACUUCUCCUCCUUAUGCCAAUUCUCCUUCCCAGAACGAUUCCACAGCCCAUUCCUCUGCACCAACGUUUCCCACAUCCCCAGGACACAGGGACUCAAAUCAGCUUCGAUCCCCAAACAAUCCUCAACAACAUCCAAAACAGCAACGUGAAACCACUCCCGUUUACUCUGCCUCUCCUCGUCGGCCCACUGUGGACCAUAAACUAUUGUCGUCCAAUUCCUUAGGCUAA
Molecule: messenger RNA, 894 nt
Organism: Schizosaccharomyces osmophilus
Lineage: Eukaryota; Fungi; Ascomycota; Schizosaccharomycetes; Schizosaccharomycetales; Schizosaccharomycetaceae
Gene: psl1
Product: cyclin pho85 family Psl1
Exons: 1
Coding region: 1-894 (297 amino acids)
Biological process (GO): regulation of cyclin-dependent protein serine/threonine kinase activity
Cellular component (GO): cyclin-dependent protein kinase holoenzyme complex; nucleus
Molecular function (GO): protein kinase binding; cyclin-dependent protein serine/threonine kinase regulator activity
Source: RefSeq, a predicted model, not a curated record